UCCAAUUGCAUUGCCAAAGCUAAAUGAAUUUGGGUUCAAUUAUUCUGGAAAGAUAUCUAUAAAACCCAGGUGGAGAAGCAGAAAGCACUUCCCGUUUCACAUUUCCCAUUUCCCAUUUCUUCAAAAAAAUCUCCCAAGAAGACUUCCUCUUGUGAGAAAGAUCAUGAAACAAGAAACCAUAAAAGUGGCUUCAGGAAACAGCUCCAGGCCAGGCAUGGCUAAUGAUCAUGAUGAUGAACACAUGGCUAAAGCUCUUUCUUACAUAGAGCACGUGCUUUUGGAUUCUGAUGAUGAGUUGGAAGAAGAUGGGCAUGCAGAAGAAAAUGAGCAACUAGCAUUGAAAAUCCAAGAAUUUGAAGCAUUCUUACUAGGCACAGAAGCCAUUGCUGCAACACAAGAAGAGCAAGAACAACCACAACCAGAACAAGGUUCCUUCUUCUAUGGAAACUAUGCUGUCCCGCUAGUCCCGAGCCUUCAAGAACCUGCUGCCCUACAUGCCCACAAAGCCAUUGCAGCACAAGGCAUGCCUAUACUACUACAGGAGCUAGGACUAGGUUGGUUCUGUGGAAACUAUGUGCCUCCUCAUCACUUCAUUCCAUUUCAAGAACCUUGUUCUCCACAUGUCCUGCAAGCCCAAGAAGCCAUUGCGCUAUGUUCAUACUAUGGAAUUCACAACUCUGUCCCUCAUCGUUAUAUCCUACCAUUCCCAAGCUUCCAACCCUCAAUUCAAUUUCAAGAACCUGCAGCCACAUAUGCCCUGCAAGCCCAACAAGCCAUUGCAACACAAGAACAGCUAAAACUAGAAUUAGGUUCAUGCAAUGGAUUUCACAAGUAUGUCCCUCCUGAUCUCCCACCAGUCCCAAGCAUCCAACACUUGAUUCAAAUAUGCAGCAAGCCUUUUGACAGACACUUGACAAAAUCUGAUGCGAUGUUCUCAUUAGAGGUGAAGAAAUGUGACGCAGAAGAACAUUGUUGAAUGGUAAUGAAGAUCCUACACAAGGCAUCUGGGUCACAAAGUAUGACAUUGCUGAUAAUGAGCACAGUAUGCUGUUCAUGACCACAAAAAUUCGCAAAUAUCAUAAGCUUUAUUGGCGAUAUUUUGUUCGACAUCAUGGCCUAAAGUUCAAAGAUGUUGUUACCCUGUGGGCGUUCGG
Molecule: messenger RNA, 1154 nt
Organism: Prunus persica (peach)
Lineage: Eukaryota; Viridiplantae; Streptophyta; Magnoliopsida; Rosales; Rosaceae
Exons: 1
Coding region: 164-976 (270 amino acids)
Source: RefSeq, a predicted model, not a curated record